GAAUUGGUCUUAGAUUUGGACGAUUAUCCAGGGGCUGUGACUUGCAAAUGCUUCUGAGUCUUAUAUUUUGGAUGAUGCAAAGUUAUCUCUCCCUCUGAAAGUUAAAGUAAACCAAACGUACCUUCCGCCCGCAAACUAAAAUCUCGUCUUUUCCCUGGGUAUAAAUUCCACCUUCCUCCCGAAAUUUCCUCCCUGUCUUUCCGAUGAAGACUUUCUUCAGAUAACUACAAUCACCAUGGCCUCAUCCCAAAAUGAGCUCCAGAGGCGUCGCCUCUACGUUUCGUCGGAGUUCAUCGCACACCCCACGUCUCCGACCCUCGACCAAGACCUGGAGCCGAAUUACGACUCCUCAGCCUCCUCGAUCACUUUUCGCAAGAUUGGAGCCGGCGCCUGUGGCUCAGUCUUCGCCCAAGACGGAAAGUCGCUCGCCAUCAAGCUCGCCAAGCCCCUCGACCAUACCGAGCUCUGGAACGACUACCAGAUGCAUGAAGAGAUCGCCCGCGGAUUCCAUCGGUACAUCAUCGACGAAGUCAGAGUUCCCGGGUGUUAUUUCUUUGUCCCGAGUGACAGAGAGUCAUUUUGGGACAAGCAUCCGGAGCUGCUUGAUGCAGCGAGAGACCUUUUGAUUGAAAAGCACUGCGCACCGAGAAUCAAGGACAAGGUGCGUGCAGAUUUUGCCAACAGAGACUGUCUUGUCCGGGUAUACCUGGGAUCGACGCAAGGCAAGAUUGGCGGAAUGUUUUUCUCUCUUCGAAACUUCAAGCUGCACCUCAACCACAUGAUGGACCUUGAACUGGACACCGAGGCACUGGCUCCAAAGACGGACGCACGGGAUGUGGAGUUUGUGCUGGGUAGCUCGACGAGGAAGACGACCGCGGCGAAACCCAUCUCUGCCAAGGACCUCAAGCCCUACACCUAUACCGGACCCCCAACGGAUGAGAUCGAGGACUUCUUCUGUCGCGUUACAGAGCUGUUUGUGCUGGACUUCAACCAGGUCAGGACGAUCACUAUGGAUGGUGAGGGGGUGGCAAUGGCAGUGGAGGCAUGGCGACUCAAUGACCCCUAUUAUCCCAAGCCCCUUCCCCAGACCCCAGCGGAGCGACAUGUGUGGAAGGCCUUCGUCAUCAGCUAUCUAACUGCAUCGCAUGAGGUGAUGGGCCUGGAGGGAUGCCAAGGAAUGGUUCUGGCCCUGCCUCGGAAGUUCAUCUUGGGGAUCACAGAGGUGGAACGGGUGGAGACGCUAUCGCGGAAGGCACAGGGUACUAUGUUGGAAUGUAUUUCUUAG
This is a messenger RNA of Lasiosphaeria miniovina, 1285 nucleotides long. RefSeq lists its product as uncharacterized. Lineage: Eukaryota; Fungi; Ascomycota; Sordariomycetes; Sordariales; Lasiosphaeriaceae. The transcript is spliced from 4 exons. The record is from RefSeq and is a predicted model, not a curated record. Bases 236 to 1285 code for a protein of 349 amino acids.